Molecule: messenger RNA, 5823 nt
Organism: Cuculus canorus (common cuckoo)
Lineage: Eukaryota; Metazoa; Chordata; Aves; Cuculiformes; Cuculidae
Exons: 21
Coding region: 753-2870 (705 amino acids)
Cellular component (GO): centrosome
Source: RefSeq, a predicted model, not a curated record
UUAACCCCCAAAAAGAUGACUUUCACCGCAAAUCCCUUCCACAAACACCCCAAACCAUUUCUUUCCCCUCAAACAUUCUCGCAUUUCCACUCAAACUCCCUCAAAAUAGGAUUGUUUUACCCCAAGUCCCAUUACAAACUCCCCCCAAAUCCAACUUUUAUCACCCAUCUGCUCACACCUUUCUCGGAGGUGAUGUGUGAGAUCUCCCCUCAGUGUCCUUUGCCCCAGACGAAUAGGCCACAUUAGAGAGAGCUUUUCAGGUAUCAUCUGUUUUCCUGACCACACAAACCACCCUUCUUACCAUUCCCGCCACCAUCUGUGUUACACUGGGGGUGUGCACUGCUCUAUGCAGAUAACGCAUUCCAUUACCACAAAUCAUCCCCUUUGUGACUGUUCUCACUCACUGCGUUUUCCUGGUCGAGCUGUGAGAAGUCGGGAUAGUGACAUCUCCUCCGCCUGUAUUCUUCUGCCAAAAAAAACACACAGCAAGACUUAAACUGCAAGCUUUAAGCACGUAAACUGUGAAAUAUCGUGGCACCGAAGGAAAACCACAAGCUUGUCAGCAUUUACAGGUCAGGGGUGAUGGUGGUUGCCCAGCAGGAGGACAUCUGGUGACACCACCUGGAGGACAUCUGACAUCACAAUGACAGGAGCUUUCCUUAGUCCACCUGUGCCCAGUCCUGCCACACUUCCCCAAAGGGCAGUGGAGGAGGAACAGGGGAAGACAUUUCCUAGUCGGAAUCACAGCCAAAAUGAUGAAGUAUCCCUUCAUCAGAUUCCCAGCACUGAAAGUGCUCAGCCUGGCAGAAGUCGUAAGAGUUUGGGACACUGUGUCUGAGUACAUGCUGCAGCAGAUUGCACUGAACAAGGGUGUGGCAAUAGAUGGCCUUGGUGUUUUCUACGUGCUGAGACAGCACUACAGUAAAUUGAACGGGGAUGUGCUUGCACCGAAAUUUCAUCUGUUGGAGGGAGUUAUGCAGGCUCAGAGGAUCAGCCAUGCCAACAGAGACGUUCCUGAUGACCUCCAAGUCGUCCCCCUGGACUAUUCUCAGCUCUCCCUGAAGACAACUGUUUCUGAGAAGAUGGUGGAGGAAUGCGUGAAUGACCUGGUGGUGCUUUUCACCUGGGGUGCAGGGCUCGGAGAAGAUUAUGACCUUGUUUUCAAGGGCAUAGGUAUCCUUAGGAGCCGAGAUAAUAUCCUCAGAAUGACUUACUACAAAGACUUUCUUCUUGCCAUCGAUGGCACUGGAACAGUGUUGAACUGCAUGCUCUCUAACCCACUUACGCGGAUUAAUGUGAUAUCAGACAAUGACUCUUCUGCUUUCCACAUGAGUCCUCAGGGGAUUCGUGUGCUGCCCAUGUUUGAGAUUAAGCUCCCCCCUGGAAGAACAGCUGAAGACUUUUUUCUCAUGAAGGGAUCUGGGAACAAACAAGUUGUAGGAACCCCUGGUAGCCGGUGUCAACAUCCUCAAAUGAGGCAUUCACCAGGCAAAUUGACAAGAGCCAGGAAGGCAAAAGGGGAAAAAGAGAGUACAAAGAGUGAAGAGUUUCACCAGCUGUUACCCACUUGGAAGUUCCAGUUGGAACAGCAGGAAGACAUGGUUGAGGAGCGAGAGAAAGGGAGUCAUCCCGAAGACAGUGUUCCUCCUGGAAGGAAAUUUUCUGUCAGGACGUUACCCGUCCUGAAGCCUGAAGAGAAGGUGGAGGCACGCUUCGAAGUUAAGCCCCCAGAAAGGUCAGAGUUAUCGCAGGUGCCUCCUCUGACACCGAGGCCUCCUGCGAUGUCUCCGGGAAAGCCUGAUGAACAAGGCAGAGGGAGUCAUCCCGAGAAAAGUGAGAAAAAGGGAGAAAGAAGACAAAGUAAUGCAUGCGUCCUGACAGAGGCUUGCCAAUUUCUGCUAUGUGCAUUAGAGCAUGGAAAGAAAGCCCUUCUCAAAGGGAGUCAUCCCGAGAAGAGUGUUCGUAAUGGAAGAAAGCAUUCCAUCAGGACGUUACGCACCCAGAAACCUGAAGAGAAGGUGGAGGCACGCUUUGAAGUUAAGACCCCUGAAAGGUCAGAGUUAUCACAGGUGCCUCCUCUGACACCGAGGCCUCCUGAGAUGUCUCCGGGAAAGCCUGAUGAACAAGGCAGAGGGAGUCAUCCUGAGAAGAGUCUCCAUCCUGGAAGGAAGAUUUCUUCCAGGACUUCACGUGACAGGAGGGCAGAAGAGGAGAAGGGUGUGUCAGGUCUGACAGGGAAGCCCCCAGAAAGGUCAGAGUUAUUGUGGAUGCCCCAUCUGACUCCGAGGCCUCCCAAGAUGCCUCCAGGAAAGCCUGAUGAACAAGGCAGAGGGAGUCAUCCUGAGAAGAGUCUCCAUCCUGGAAGGAAGUUUUCUUCCAGGACUUCACGUGACAGGAGGGCAGAAGAGGAGAAGGGUGUGUCAGGUCUGACAGGGAAGCCCCCAGAAAGGUCAGAGUUAUUGUGGAUGCCCCAUCUGACUCCGAGGCCUCCCAAGAUGCCUCCAGGAAAGCCUGAUGAACAUGGCAGAGGGUGUCUUUCUGAGAAAAUCUUCGUUAAUCAAGGGAGGUUUUGGCCCAAGAUAUCUAAUCAAUUUGAAAUGGACUUGUGGAAGGGUGUAUAUAAGCCAGCAGACAGUGUGGCACUGCAAAUUGUGGGGAAGUCCCUGCUGAAGGGCAGGACCCCAAGUCAACCACCGCCGCCAGGAGGAGCGCAUGCACAAGGGAAGUCCACCUGCGCCCAAAGCCGACCGCGCCUCAGACACUGCUCUAUGGACACGUGUGGCCUGCCAGGUGGAGUUUGUCAUACCUCCCCAGGACUGAGGUGGAGCAAAGGCAGGUCUCAAGGAGGAAGCAGGUGUAUGUGCCUGUGAAGAUCUCUGUGCAGCUCCACACUGCCCUGCUAGCCAUCCAGCAGGUUGGGAAGAGCAGAAGGAAGGGCUGGAAGCUAGAGCACCUGUGGUUCCUUGGAUGCAUCUCUUCGAGCAGAGGUGGUGUUGUGCCCUCCUGCACUGCCUUCUUCUCCCCAGCCAGCAGCAGGGGACAGGAUGGACCUCCUGAACUGUGUGAGAAGGUGCCAGGAGCUGCUUCUGCCUGGAGGAGUCAAGAGUCCCAUCAGCCUCUGCAGAACUGAAGAAAAUGUGGCACAUCAGAGCCCAGGCAGGACUCCUCUAAGUGGUAGCGACCAGCCUGUACUUGAAAUGGAUCUGCUGGAAAUAAAAAUGCUACUGCAAACCUCAGGCGGAGUGGACAGCCAGAGUCUGGAUGUGGUGGCGGGAUAGGAUAACCUGGGCAGAGGUUCCUGAAGCCAUUUCUGAGGCCUUUGAGUACUAUGAUUUCUGUGAGGGCAGUGAGAGAAGACACAGUCAUUGCGUUCGGUCCCCCAUAACGGCAGUGGGACAAGGAGCCAGCAGAGGCUGUCCCUGGCAGCAGGGGGCAGAGCCUGGGAUGGUGAAAAUGCACUGCCUUGCAGAGUGCCAGCCAGCUAUGUCCCCCUCCCUUCUCUGCAUCACUGACAGGAUAAGGGGUCCUCGUGUCCAGCUUGGAUACCGGCAUCCAAAGUGACAGGCCCCGAUCAGCAGGGCUGAAACAAAAUCAGUGCCCCAUGGAUGAUCCGUAUCACGUUGCUCUGUGCACUCUAUAACUGUAACUUCUUGCAUUGCUGUGAUCAGUAGAAUUGUGCUGUGCUGCUGUGACUGUACCUUCUCCAGCACACGCAGGAUGUGUGUGCACCGCUGGGGGGUGAUGGGCACGGUGAGACCCCUCUCUGCCUCUCGGGAGCUGCUGUGCCCUUCGGAGGGGCUGUGGCUGUGGUUGGAUGGCCAGAGCUUUGCAGCCCCAUUUGAUGGGCAGUGCCAUGGGACCAGCCCAGACUGGGCUGCUUGAUUGCUCUGGGCUGUUGGAGAGGACAGGAGGUGGGGAGAGGCUGGGCUGGAAAGAGCCCAGGAGAGGAAAACACCAGUGUGGAGCUGAGCUGUGAGCGUGCAGGGUGAGGGCACCCAGCAGGUGCUCACGGUGCAGAGCCAGGUGUGAUGGUGAAGGAAGGAAGGACCAACGGGGCGAAAGAGAUGGACCCGGUCUGUGCUAUGUUCCCUGGAGACUGUGAGAAAGCUGCCCCAGGGAAAUCGUCCCAGAUGAGUCCCACACCCCAGCCAUUUCCAUAUCUGGCUGAACAUCCCAAGCCUGAAGAGGGACUUUUACUGCAUGGUCACCUCUGUCCUCCUCCUUUGCUCACUGAUACCCAACUCCACCACCAUUAUCAAUAAAAAGGGAACCCGUUUCCUACUGAUGUUUCCUGCGCACCAGUCCCACAGCUCUUGCCACCGCUGGUCUCCUGGCCAAGCCCUUUCUCACAGAGCUCCGAACACAUCAGAGGCUCAUGGUCUUGGCUCAUCAAACACUGAGAAAGUCCAUGGAUUGGCCCCUCAGACACCCAAUCACAGAAACAUUAAGGCUGGAAAAGCCUCUGGGUUUCCCCAACCCAGCCCCGUGCACGGAACAUCCCAAAGUGUCAACUACGCUCGGUCUGGAACCCCCAGGGGUGGAGAAUCCCCCACUGCCCUGGAGCCUCUGCCAGGGCUUCACUGCUCUCACAUAAAGGCAUUUUCCCUCAUGUCCAACCCAAACCUCCCGUGGUGCAGCUCAAGGGCGUUUCCUCUCGUCCAUUGACACCAAAAAUGCCACAAAUCCGGGUCUGAGACUUGUGUUGGAGGUUUAGAAAGUGAGCAUGCUUGGCCAGGGCUGGGCACAACAGGUGAUCUCCAGUGAUCUCCAUCAAUCACGGGCAGCGAGGCAAAGGCUGGGACAGAAUCUAUUUCCCACUUCCAUGCCUAUGGAUCAAUUGUCCCAGAAAUCUUAUGCCUGUUCUGUUACUUUCCAAGGGCUGAUUUUAAUGUUGUCAUGAACUUCACAACACAAUUUCUGCUACGUCCAUCAGAACAGGGAGAGAAAGCCUUUCUCGGAGGUGAUGUGUGGGUCAGAAAAAUGCCCACCCUGUGGCUGCGUUUGCCCCAAAUUUUCAGUGUGCAGAGGUUCCCUGAGGCAGAAGAGCCUUCAACAGUGCAACACAACUGAUGGGGGUUGCCCUGCUGAAGAGCACAACCCCAGCGUGCGCUGGGCCCCAGUGUGUCUAUUUUUGGAAAAUCGUUGAAGAGGAGACACCUAUGAGAAGCCAAUCUGAUACUGAUUUGUAAAGAAGAAAUACAGGUAGUUAGGAUCAGUUAAAUCCAAGUUUUAUUCCAUUAAGUAAUGGAACACAUAUAAAGAAAUUAUAACUCUCUUGUGAAUAGCAGGAUUGCAAACAGAAUACGUUUAUAACGAAUGUGAGUUAAACCUCAGGGAACUCGGGAAGGUUGAUUUUUUUCUUUUCACAAAGUUACUCAAUAAAAUGAUAAAAUCAAUGUGAUGUGAUGUGUAAAGCUUGAAAACAGUCCUGAGGAGCAUUUCAGAACAGGUGAAAAAUUUUUGUGAUACUUUAAGCUAACUACUGCAUUUGCUGUAGGGAAACAACCCUCGAUUACUGGGAGAGUAGAUUACAUGACUCAAUUGCAGAUGUUCUAUGAAAGAAAAUAUUAUGUAUUAAGGAAUUAACUGAACUUCCUUUGCAAUCAAAGGGAAAACUCCAGAUGGACAGACUCAAAUAAUCAUUUCUCGGUCUUCUGGCGAAACACUCUUCAAGUAAUAUAUACUCCAUUUUAAAAUAGAUUUGAAAAUUUGAGAAUUGUGUUUUCAUUUCAAUUAAAAAGUAAAAAUAGCUGCAAUAGUUUUUAUUGGUAUGCAUUGUGUUGUGUCCAAACACUGGGAAUGAGAUUUCAAGAACAGCAUUGA